Molecule: messenger RNA, 602 nt
Organism: Mycena citricolor
Lineage: Eukaryota; Fungi; Basidiomycota; Agaricomycetes; Agaricales; Mycenaceae
Source: the annotation of a GenBank genome assembly
AUGUUCGCCCGUCGGCUUAUCACCAUCCUCUGCGCUUUUACCAUCUUCCGUACCCCGAGCCCUUCUGAGGACAUCGGGGAAGAUCUCCCCGACCUCGCUUCCGCCCCCGACUUGGAACGCGCCCUUUUCGCCUUGGUCUCUGAGGGCCAGAUGAUCAACUCGAUGAUCUCGGCAGUUUACGCACGCGAGGAAGACAGAGAACAGGCGCCGCUGGUGCCCAAGGCGAAAGCGGAGGCGUCGUUCGUGGCUUUGGCGAAGCAGCAUGGGAUGAAAGAAGAGAGAGCUCAAUGGCAUUGGGAUCGAUUCUGGACUCUCGUGAAGAUGCUGUUCAGGAUAUCAAGCUGCUGGGCAAAAGACUUCCCUGAGCAGAGUGUCCGAGUGGUCCUCAAAUUCCUGGGAUUCGGGGUGAAAGGGCCUAUGAAAGGUACAUCCACCGUGUCUCCAACGACGCUUGCCGCUUAUUCGAUGACAGGGUCGUUUGCAUCUUGGGCGUAAGCGCUGUUCUUUGGCGGCUACGUACCUGGAAAGAGUUGGUUCUCCCCUGCUGCAGAAAAUGGCGAUGACAUGCAUGGUACCCUGGUGGCUCAAAGUCUUGUCGCGUA